This is a messenger RNA of Strongyloides ratti, 1008 nucleotides long. RefSeq lists its product as hypothetical. The transcript has a single exon. Bases 1 to 1008 code for a protein of 335 amino acids. NCBI's taxonomy places the organism in Eukaryota, Metazoa, Nematoda, Chromadorea, Rhabditida, Strongyloididae. The record is from RefSeq and is a predicted model, not a curated record.
AUGGGUAUAUUACUGCUUCUUCAAGUUACAUAUAUUUUAACAAAUUUAGUUAUUUCUUUUAUUAUAAUACCAAAUUGUGGAAAUACAAAAGGUAGAACUUUUAAGUCACCUGAAAAUAAAUCAAAAAAAAGUAUGGAAAAUAGUAUUUCUAAUAAAAAUUGUGUACAAGAAAAAAAUAAGCUUAUCUAUAAUAUUAAUAAAAAUAGAAAUGUUUCAUUUAUUGGUAAAGUUUCAGAAGUAAAAAAUUCUGUUGAUACACAAAAAAGUCACACUGAAAAAACAAAAACUACUGAUAAAGAUAAAUCACAUACUAUUGAAAAUAAAAAAAAUAAAAAAGGUCAUAAAGUUAUUGUAUCAAUGACAGCGUAUAAUGAGGAGAUUGAAAGAAAAUUAAGAAGUUUUUAUGGUAUUCCUGAAAAUAUUAUAAAAAAUACUGAUAAUCACAAAGACUGUGGAAAAGAGGUCGAUAAAAAGUUUAAGUCUAUUAAAAAAUAUUUACAAGGUAAUAAAAAUAAUGUUGACAAAAAAGUAAUUAAAGAUAACGUUUUAAAUAGUAAUAAAAAGAAAAUUGUUAAAGAUACAAAAGCAUUAGAAAAGACAAAAAAGAAAAAAGUGAAUGUUGCUUCAGAUAUAGUAAUAAAGUCAAAAAUUAUAGAAAAUUCUCCAAAGAAAUAUGUUCCAAUUGAUGAAAAGAAAAUUAAUUUGAAAUCAUCAUAUGCUAUGAAAAUAAAAAAAAAUGAUUUAAAUAUUAAUGCACCAACAGGAAAGAAAGAUUCUGCUGCGUUACAAGAAGAUGAUCGAUAUAUAAAUUUAGUUGAAUUGUCUAUUGGUGAUGGAAUAGUGAAUCCAGAUUUUGUUGAAGUAUCAUUACAACCUACUCAACGAUCUACUUCAUUAACAGUGGAUGAAGAAAAAGUUGAACAAGAAAAUUUAAAUGAAGAUCAAAGUAAUGAAGAAAAAUAUGAAUCAUUAGCAGCAAUUCAAGAUUUGCAUUUAAUGAAAGAAUAA